Molecule: messenger RNA, 3763 nt
Organism: Meira miltonrushii
Lineage: Eukaryota; Fungi; Basidiomycota; Exobasidiomycetes; Exobasidiales; Brachybasidiaceae
Exons: 1
Coding region: 105-3590 (1161 amino acids)
Biological process (GO): iron ion transport; copper ion import; intracellular iron ion homeostasis
Cellular component (GO): plasma membrane
Molecular function (GO): ferric-chelate reductase activity
Source: RefSeq, a predicted model, not a curated record
CAAACAACAAAUCGGAUGACGGAUUGAUUUCGUCUGAUCCGCUUAGGUCAUUCAAACCUAUAGCACUAUUCAUUACACAGCACAACGCUUAACAACUUGACAAGAUGGGAAGCGUUUACGUCCCGCCUUCCAGUUCGUCCGGCGGUUCUUGUACAGGAGGAUGUGGAACGACAAACGAUGCAAAAUAUCAAUAUUUAGGUGGAUACUUUAAUGCGCAUAUGUUAAGUAUGCCUUCUCAUCGAUACGAAUACAUUUCUUGGAUCGUUUUGGCAAUUGUAAUUUUGAUAAUUGCUGCUUUUCAUCAUGUUGGACUAGGAGAUCAAUCAUACAUUGGUGCAGCAUGGAGUAGAUGGGCAUUAAAGAAUCGCGUGAUAAAGAUUGGCAAAAAGGAAAACCAGAGUAGAAAGGUGAUCACGUUUCCAAGUUUUGGCAGAACACUACUGUUAAUCGCUUUGGUCAUCGUACCGGUUGUUCUAACAAUCGUUGGUGCUGACUAUAUCUCACCUUCUGCCAACGUUUUUGAUAUGUCACAAAGUUGGCCAAAUACAAACAUUUCACGUUAUACCGUCGGUCUUAAUCGCCGUUCUCAACUAAUGAAACGAUUGCAGUGGGGUCAAGGAAAUUUUCCUUCCGUCAUUACCACUCCACCUUCUAUCACUUUGCCCUAUCGAACAUGGUGGACUGCAGGUGGCAGAACUGGUGGAAUGACAAAUGCAUUAACGCCAUUCGUUGUUGUUAUUGCACUCAAGCAAGUCCCAUUCGCUCUAUUGUCAACGAAAUUCUUGGGAGGCUUUGCGUUUGAUCGACUAUCCUUCAUGCACAAAUGGGGUGGUCGCGUAGUUUGGCUGUUCGCAACUGCUCAUAUUGUUCUAUGGAGCGUUCAACUUUCGAAAGAUCAAGCUUUUGGUGGACCGAUGUGGGCUUUUGUUUUCAUGUGGGUCAAAUUUCGAUGGGGUUGGGUAUCUUAUGGUUUCUUCACUCUUCUCGUUGCUCUUUCUAUCGGUCCAAUUCGAACGGAUUAUUAUGAAUUCUUCUAUAUCGCACACGUCGUUUGUGCUAUCGGAUUCAUGGUCACCGCUUGGCUUCAUCAUCCGCCAUUGGGCCCUUGGAUGUAUGCUACCCUUCUGUGGUGGCUCUUGGAGCGCAUUGUUCGUUCGAUCAAGGUGGCAUAUAUCAAUGGACUAGGAUUUGCAGGCCGAAAGCCGCAAGUUGCCAUUGGUACGAACGCUCAUGCAGCAGCACCAUAUCGUUCUGAUGGCUUCGUCAACGAUCCAUAUCGCAACCACGUCAAUCAAAAAUCUUUCUCUGCUUCAUCUUCAGUAACGAUGCACAGUGAACCAAAAGGAAUGCCUUCACCAUUCAAUUCACAGCCGACAAAUUUUCAAAGCUUUGGAGACUUUAUGCCUUACGAUCAAGAGAAUUCUUAUUCGAAUCGCCGAAAGACACGUUUAAGCGCUCGAUACGAUCCGGUAAACGACGUGAUUGAUGGUUAUGCUGAUAGUCACGAUGCUAUUGCAAUGCAGCCUGUAUCUUCCACGCCCAGAUAUACACUUCAUGAUGGAGGUCCUCAACAAGUCUCUCCGCCUUCUUCAGAAUUUCAUGCAAGUGCGGAUCACUAUACUAGACGUGCGGAGUCCAUUCAUUCUCAGCAGGAUAGUCAUUUGAUCAAACGGCUACCACAUCCGCGUCCGGCAAUGGCAGCAGAUGUUGCAGCAGUUUUACGACCUGGAUAUGCAUAUGUGCAAUUAUUGCCCGGUAAAACACUCCGAUUGACUUUGCGUACGCCAAAUUCGUUCACCUGGCAAGCAGGACAAUACGUCAAUUUGAACGUGCCAAAAGUACGCUGGUGGCAGAGCCAUCCAUUCACGAUUGCAUCUGCACAUAAUGCAGAUUAUCCUUCUUCUACGAUGUUCCGAGAAGAUGAGGAGGAAAAAGGUCUGAUUAUGAACAAUAAACAAAAAGGUGAAGAAAGGACAAUCGUUUUGUUGUUGAGAGCGCGUGCUGGAUUUACACAUCAACUUUGGGAUCAUGUUCGACUAGAACGUGAGAAACAGAUCAGAGCGAUCGAAGAUAGUACCGGAAUGCAAUACUCGCAUGGAGAAGUUGCUAAAACUGCAACUGGUGUUCACGUUCGCGCGAUUAUCGAUGGUCCAUUUGGAAGCGCGCAAAGGACACGUUGGGGUAUUCAUUCAAGCAUCGUGAUUAUUUGUGGUGGUUCAGGUGUUAGUUUUGGAAUGGCAGUUCUAGAAUAUCUUUGUGCGGUAAUGGCAGGUGUAAAGAGAGGAGAAAAGAAUUUCCAAACUAGAAGGGUUCGUUUCGUUUGGAUUUUACGUGAAUAUUCACAUCUUCAAUGGAUCGCUUCAGCUUUACGUAGAUGUGUGGAGAUGGUUCCUCCAGAGAUGUUACAGGUGGAUCUUUACGUCACAAGUGCUCGUGCUCGUCAGUUCAACGAACGUCGUACUUUGUAUCAGGCUAAUGCUUCAAUCAGUAACAUGGAUGCGCUAAGUUCGCAAGGUGGCUAUUCCAAUGAUGACCCUUUUCCCCCUCGAUUCACCGAAGGACCCGAUCAAGAAGAAUAUGAAGUGGAUGCCAAUGCACUCACCCAAUUUGAUGGUGAAGAUACCAGUGCACCUACUGCUGCAGAAGCAAAGAUUAACGAACGGGUUCACAAAGAAGGAAAGUUGCGUAGAGCACAUACACGCAGAGCCACAGUGAAACGUAACAAAGGAAGAGCAGCCGCAAAUCAAACGCCAAACGUUCCAAGAAGCGGAUUAGUAUCUCCUACCGAUGACACUGUCGUUCGUGCUGCACAAGCUGGUAUUCAUGAGCGAGCACAUCGUCCACCGACAGCGAAUAACGUAAAUGGACAGAGAGGAGGAGCCCAUCAGCUUAAUCAUUACGAUUUAGGCGAGCGUGCUAUGCCGGUAUACGAAGAUGAUGGCGAUAAUGAGAAAACGUUCGAUCAGCAAUCAUCACAGUUACAAGUGCCAAGAAGACCAUCGUCUCCUUCCUCAUACUUUAAUGCAAGAGGUAUGAGUCCAGGCACGUCACCUUUACCUUUGAGCCCAAGCCCGUAUGAAACACCAAGAGCGUUGACGCCUAAUCCGAUGGAUGGAAGAUACACUCCCGAUGGAUUCUAUCAACCCUACCCAGCAUCAUCCACCACUCAUCUCAACACCUCAUUCGGACAACAAACACCACAUUCAUUCUCUUCCCAUAUGCAUCAUCAUCAUGGCUCUAGCAAUCUAGCCGGAACACCACAAAUGCCUCCAAUGUAUCCGGACGGAUCCGAUUUGACGCCUGUGAUUAGUCAAAAUGACGUACCGAUCGAUUUGGACGAAGCAGAGAAUGGCGAUAUGGGAAUCAUUUCCGAAUUAGCAAGAGUUGGUUAUCCAAAGCUGGACAGAAUCGUACGUGAAGAAGUAGAAAAGAGUGCUGGAAGAGUUUUGGUUAGCGCUUGUGGACCAAACAGUUUAGGAAAUUUGAUCAGAAGUAUUGUUAGUAAACAAAUCGAUCUCAAAGGCGUUCGUGCGGGCAAAAAGAACGCUCAUAUUAAUGUCGUCACUGAAAGUUACGAAUGGGGAGGAUAAGGAACGCAACGGACUUUUUCUUAUUAUAGUAUCGCAUUUUACCUAUCAUCAUAUCUUUUUUGUUUACCGCAUUGCACUAAUACCUAUAUUGUACAUCAUGCUCAUUAAGAGCAUUUUUUAAUUCAUUGUAAAUCUAAUAUCUUUUUCACUUUCUUCUGUGUCGUGUUAAGAUA